This is a messenger RNA of Plenodomus lingam JN3, 222 nucleotides long. The record is from RefSeq and is a predicted model, not a curated record. NCBI's taxonomy places the organism in Eukaryota, Fungi, Ascomycota, Dothideomycetes, Pleosporales, Leptosphaeriaceae.
AUGGCGAUCUAUACCUGCGGACUUGAUGCAUAUCCUAUACAGUGCACCCACAGCAAUGUGUUGCUGUACAAAAAAAAGCCAGCUGAUUUUCAACUUUCCCCCCAAGACGGAAUAACAGAAAAUUCUCAACGCCGUAUACGCCUGACCGCGCUGCAGUCGUCCAAGCAGAUCUUCUCCAAGUACACACGGUCAAGUGCAAUGCGCUUGGACACUGCUAUCUGA